UACAGUGUGACUGACUGAGAGACUGAGACUGACGUUGCUCUGUAGCAGAGACUUGAAGAACUUUAGGACAUGCUGUUCUUCCUUGUCCUGUCUUUUUGGGUUCCAGCUGUAUUGACUUCGGGCCAGGUUUGGCCAUUGAACAGCACACCACGGAAAACAGUCACUCUGAGUAACAGAGGACAUGUCUUUCAAGAGGAGGGAGUGUGGAAUUACACCACCAUGCUCCUGAUGGAAGACGAGGGUGUGCUCAUCCUGGGAGCUCGAGAGGCCAUCUUUGCCCUGGACCUCAACAACAUCACACACAAGAAGGCUAUGGUUAAAUGGGCGGUGACUUCAGAGAUGCAGCGCACUUGUAUUUUCAAAGGGAAAACACAGACUGAGUGUCAUAACUACAUCCGGAUCCUUCAUAAAAUGUCGAACGACACCAUGUUCGUUUGUGGUACCAACGCUUUUAAUCCAACCUGUGAUAUUAUGUCUUAUAAAGACGGCAAGCUGACUCUCGAAGGUAAACAACAAGAUGGGAAUGGAAAGUGUCCAUUUGAUCCUUUCCAGAGAUGCGCCUCUGAAUUUGUCGAUGGAAAGCUGUACUCUGCUACAUCUUUGAAGAACUUUGGCUUUGUACCGGUUGUGAUGCGAAGCUUAGAUAACAACAUGCAAACUGAAUUCCUGACUUCAUGGCUUAAUAAGCCCAAUUUCAUUGGCAUGAAGCAUGUGGCUGAGGGAGAUGACAACCCAGAGGGGGAUGAUGACAAGAUUUACCUUUUCUUUAAUGAAAUAGCUGUGGAGUACGAUACCUACAGUAAGAUGGAGAUGUCAAGGGUGGCUCGCGUUUGUAAGGUACUCUUCUUGUUAAAACUAUGUUGCCGAUAUUACAGUACACCAUUCUACAUUUCUAUGUUUUUAUUCAUCAGGACCUAAAUAAAAGUUGUGCGUUCCUCACAACUUCUUUGUUCAAACAAAGAACCUCAGGUGAUGACAAAAUAUUUGGGUG
Messenger RNA from Tachysurus vachellii, 991 nucleotides. RefSeq names its product semaphorin-4E-like. Gene Ontology annotation, molecular function: semaphorin receptor binding; chemorepellent activity. Lineage: Eukaryota; Metazoa; Chordata; Actinopteri; Siluriformes; Bagridae. The transcript has 7 exons. Gene Ontology annotation, biological process: axon guidance; negative chemotaxis; neural crest cell migration. The record is from RefSeq and is a predicted model, not a curated record. Bases 70 to 918 code for a protein of 282 amino acids.